CCCGCGUCGCCGUGGAAACCACCCGCCCGCUCGCGCCUGCUCAAGAUGGCGAAAGACCUGGAUGCGCUCCUGGAUGAAGUCGAGACCAAAUUCUGCAACCCCGACCCCCUGAGGCUGGGCCUGGGCGAGCGGCCCUCCAGCGGCGACCGGAACAGAGCCGAGGCGAAGGAGGAUCCCAGGUCAGCAGAAACAUGUCAGAAAGAAGAUGACCUUGACAGUCUUAUUAAUGAGAUAUUUGAGGAGCCAAACUUUGACAAAAAACCUUUUCAAAAAUUUAAAUCUAAAUCUUCAAGUAACACAUCUGUCAGAGCCUCCGUUCAAGGCCUCAGUAAGAGUUGCAGUCCGGUGUAUCUCAGUGGAAGCGCCAUUCCGUGUGGUAUCGGAACAAACACCUCGCCGAGAGCAUGUGACCAGCUGCGUUGUAUAGCCUGUGAUUUCCGGAUAGUGAGCUACAAUGACUUUAUGUGGGACAAAUCAUGUGAUUACCUGUUCUUCAGGAACAACAUGCCAGAAUUCCACAAACUGAAAGCAAAGUUGGUCCAGAAGAAAGGAGCCCGGGCAUAUGCUUGCCAGUGUAGCUGGAGGACUGUUGAAGAGCUGACGGACCUGCAGACAGAGCAUCAGCUCCGCUGGGUUUGUGGUAAACACUGAGGAUGCAGACCAUCCACCUUCUGACAGCGGCAUCUCUGAGAGCACGCUCCGCUCGCCGGAAAACAAUGUCCCGGGACACCGUGACACCGUGACAUUACUCCUUUUGGCACAGGCGUUUUACUUAGUAGGUUAAAAAUAUCUGAAUUUACUAGCCUAUCUCCUGUUAGAGAUUAAAUUGUGGCAGUUUGUGCAAAUUUACAGCCUUUCCGUAGCAGCUGCAGCAGUGGCUGCUCACGCUCUCUAGCACAUUCUCGUGUGUCAUUGCUGACAAACACCCGCUGGCCAGGGCAGAGAGGUCACUGUCGCACAUGCCCAUGGUGUCUGCUCUGAUCCGUGCUUACCAGAGACUAUGAGUUCAACCUGAGAGAGAAGCAGAUGGCCACUGAUGCGCUGGAGGGUUGUCGAGGGUGUGGUGCGUUGUGACCCCCUCCCCAUAUGUGCCUCAUGGAGUCUCUCUCACUCCAUUCAGUAUUAUGCACAAUAGUGACAGUAAUAGUAACGUCUCCACUGUAGGAUAUCCCCUCCUGUACUCACUGAAAUAUCAAGUUAGUUUUAUAUUAGUAAAUAUCUAUUUAUAUAUAAAAAAUUUUCGGUGUUUCUAAAAUGACUAAAGUCCUUCAAAUAAGUAGGACUGUUGUUGGGUUUUUCAAUUAAACUCCAUAAUUCCAUCAAAUAAACAGUAACCUUUUCAGGCAACCUGUGCACUUUUCUACUACGAUCGGGUUGAUACAUCAUUAUUGAAGCAUAGCUAACCAGUGGUAGCCUGUUGGGCUCCUGCCUGGCCACACCGAGAGGGGAGGAGCUGUAUCAUCGCAACAUGUUCAAGUAAUGCAGUAUCUCUGUUUUGCUUCCCAGCCCCAAAGACAUUUCAGGGCCUUUCCAGUCUGCCAAAAUUCUACUCUGUGCCUGUUCCCCGUGUGUCUAUGUUAUCUGGUGUAGGUGUGUGACACAGGGCGCUCUGAAGGAUUCUCCUCUGUGUCUGUUAUCUGGUGUAGGUGUAUGACACAGGGCGCUCUGAAGGAUUCUCCUCUGUGUCUGUUAUCUGGUGUAGGUGACACGGGGCGCUCUGAAGGAUUCUCCUCUGUGUCUGCUAUCUGGUGUAGGUGACACGGGGUGCUCUGAAGGAUUCUCCUCUGUGUCUGUUAUCUGGUGUAGGUGACACGGGGCGCUCUGAAGGAUUCUCCUCUGUGUCUGCUAUCUGGUGUAGGUGACACGGGGUGCUCUGAAGGGCUGUAAAGUGUGGCACAGAUCUGCGCUGCUUGGUUUAGGGUUAGCUCUGUUCCAGCCACCUAACACCCUCUACACUAAAAGCCUGUUCCCAGGCUGGGGUCUGGCUCGGUAGAGCACUGGCAAAGCGUGGGCAAGGUCCUAAGUCAUUCCCAGCAGUACAAAACGAGAGAAAGAAAGUAAAUCAAGCUUUUCCUGAUUGUGACACACUUACGCACUUGUAAAUAACUCUAGUUGCAACAAAAGAAAUCUCAAAGUGGCUGAUGCCCACAUUUUUGUAUCAAGAUAUAUUUACAAGUUUUAUCUUUAAAUAAAUCUUUUUAUUCCUCAAAAUUA
Myodes glareolus (Bank vole) is the source of this 2214-nucleotide messenger RNA. It is a transcript of the gene Cfap418, whose product is annotated as cilia and flagella associated protein 418. Gene Ontology annotation, cellular component: cytosol. The record is from RefSeq and is a predicted model, not a curated record. Lineage: Eukaryota; Metazoa; Chordata; Mammalia; Rodentia; Cricetidae.